CGCAAUGGAACCGCCCCUCUGUGACAUCAGCCCGGCCUGGUGGCACCGUGGGCACUGCCAGGGCCGUGGGUGGCACCAGAGGUGACAGCUCUGCUCCGCCUCUGCCACCUGCGCUGGCAGCGAUGGCUUUGCUGAGGCUGCUCGUCCUGCUGGCCCUCGUUGGGUCCGUGUGGGCCACCUGGGACACCUGCAGAGGCACCUGUGGGCUCUGGCCCAUGGUGUUGAACGAGAGCUCCGCCAUCCCCGAGUUCGGCUCCUCGCGCUCUGCCAAGGCCACCAGCCUGGAUGUCAACGCGGGGGCCUGGCCUGGCAUCGCCAGCAUCCAGGUCACCCGGGACAACGGCACGUGGCACAUGUGCUCGGGGGCACUCGUCAGCCACCGCUGGGUCCUCACGGCCGCCAGCUGCUUCAGCGGGGCUAGGUAA
Messenger RNA from Taeniopygia guttata (zebra finch), 425 nucleotides. NCBI's taxonomy places the organism in Eukaryota, Metazoa, Chordata, Aves, Passeriformes, Estrildidae. The record is from RefSeq and is a predicted model, not a curated record.